AUGGCUACGAAUGAAACAAAUAAACCUAAAGGUGGUUCUGUUUGCGCGGUAUCUACUUGCGUUAAUUAUUCUGCAAAAUCGAAAAAUGAAGGGAGAACUGAUAUUUCAUUCCACAGGUUUCCAAAGGACCUGUUUUAUCAGAAACAGUGGAUACACAAAUGUAAACGUGCGGAUAAGUGGAACCCUAGCUCAUCAUUCAUAUGUUCAGAUCAUUUUAAAAAUGAUGAUUACGUUCGUAAUUUACAAGCUGAACUUUUAGGCUACACUCCUAAAGGGCGCCGAUUAAAACCUGAUGCCAUUCCAACCUUAAACUUGCCAUGUCAUUUUAUUCAAGGUGAUGAAGUCUCUACGUCAACUACAAAUCGUAAUAAAAGAAUGGAAACUAAAGCAGCUCAACAGGUUAUUGUGGAAGUCAAUUUUAGAAUAACUGUUUAA
This is a messenger RNA of Myzus persicae (green peach aphid), 435 nucleotides long. Its product is annotated as THAP domain-containing protein 4-like. The transcript is spliced from 3 exons. Bases 1 to 435 code for a protein of 144 amino acids. NCBI's taxonomy places the organism in Eukaryota, Metazoa, Arthropoda, Insecta, Hemiptera, Aphididae. The record is from RefSeq and is a predicted model, not a curated record.